This is a messenger RNA of Heterostelium album PN500, 1521 nucleotides long. RefSeq lists its product as uncharacterized. Bases 1 to 1521 code for a protein of 506 amino acids. The transcript has a single exon. Lineage: Eukaryota; Evosea; Eumycetozoa; Acytosteliales; Acytosteliaceae. Gene Ontology annotation, molecular function: protein binding. The record is from RefSeq and is a predicted model, not a curated record.
AUGAAAAAAGAUAUAUAUUUAAAGAUAUUUAACAAUAAUAUAUUAAAUAAACAUAUUUUUAAUAAUGUAUCUUUUAUAAAUAAAGUUAGAUCUAGCUAUGAACGUUGUAAUUGGAAACAAUUAUUAGAAUCACCUUAUUUUAUGGUUGGCAAUGGUUAUUUCGAUUUGCUAAUGAAUUACUUUGAGGAGAAUAGAGAAGAUCUCAUUUCAAAUGAGAUAGAAAUCGAUUUCAUAAAGCUUUUAAUAAUAGCAAUCAAAGUUGAUCGAUUCGAUCUAUUCGAGUAUCUAUGGUCGGAAUUCGAUUUCAAUAGUAGAACAUGCUAUGAUCAACAGAACACAAACGAUGUUCUAGUCGAAGCGAUCAUAUAUAAUCGAAUGGACGUAGUUUCAUUACUCUUUGAAUCGGCGUCUUCACUGCAGAGCAGUGGCUUCAAUUGGCACUAUAAAAGAGCGUUCGAAGAAUCACCGAAAUCAAAGAGUUUGGCAAUGCUAGAGUAUGUCUCUGAGCAAUUCGACUCGUACAACAUCGUCAGCAAAUCGAUUCCAAAGGUAUUCGAUAAUGCAGCAUCGGUUGGCUCGAUAGAAAUGAUCGAAUGGCUUGCAGAGAACAAACCACAACACCGACCAAAUAAUCUAAUGUAUCGCGAGGCAAUCAUUGCCAACCAAAUGGAGGUUGUCAAAUACCUGUUGGGAUUGGGCGACGAGGAAGAUCGAGGAAGAGCUGAUGGUAGAUCGAGCACGGCCGUUUGCUUAGCGGCCGAUAAGAAUAACCUUGAUCUAUUGAAACUACUUCAUCAGAAUGGCUUUGAAUUCAACAGUUCCACCUAUUUCUAUGCAAUUAACAAAAAUAACUUGGAAAUGGUUCAAUGGCUGGCACAAGUACCAGCAGAAUAUCCAAUCAACAUUAUUUUCUACACGAUUAAAUGUGGAAAUCUUGAAAUUUUCAAAUGGAUACUUGAAAAUACACCGUUUGUAUGCGAUGUCAAAGACAUGGAUAUGGCCGCACAAUACAAUAGACUCGAUUUUCUAGAGUAUCUUCAUGGCAAGGGUAUUUUGGUGUGUACCACCGAUGCUAUGGAUCUUGCAGCAACCAAAGGCCACACCGACGUUGUUAGAUGGCUUAAUGAAAAUAGGACAGAAGGUUGUACCGGUCUUGGAAUCAGAGAAGCAUUAACCAAUGGUCAUUUUGCCGUAGUUCAGUAUCUAUGCGAAAACCACAUGAUGGCAUGCAACAGCUACGAAUUGAGCACUGCUGCAUGCGCCGAACAAUUUGAAAUAUUCGAAUGGCUACUAUUCAACCGAUUCGAAUACCAUCAUAAUCACUUUGAAAUUAGUGAUCCUCCAAUGCAUACGCUAUUCAGCAAAGACAAAUAUCAAAUUGUUGAAAGGAUAUUGAAUGAACGACCUACAUCCUAUGAAAAUCUCAUUCGAUACCGAUCGAUAAUUGAGAAACUUUAUAAAAAUUCACAGCAGUCACUUGAAAUACUAAACAAACACAUAUCAAAUCACCAAAAAAAAUAA